CCAAAAAAGAGUAGAGAAACAUCUCUUGUUUUGGCUUUGACCCCUACGCUUCCUCUUCCAUCUCUACCCCGACGGUGGCUUCUCCGCUACGCCUCUUCAACCUCCGAUUGGUAACAGAAAAUUUUGAGAUCUUUUACGGCGGCUGCAAUGGGAAAUUGUUUCGUUAAGUUGAAGAAAUCGCCGGCUGCAUACACCAAUCGUUAUCCGCCGGUCCAACUCUAUGGCUCUGCUUCCAGUACUCUCACUGCGUAUAUCCGCUUUGCUCUGCUUCACAAGAACCUCACUAUCCACUUCGUUCCGACAGAUACGCCGCCGUUUGCCUACGAGACGCCGGUUCUUCAGAUCGGAUCCGAGACUGUCUCGGGAUACCGCGAGACGCUGCUCCAUUUCAUCGAGACGAAGUUCCCGAACCCGCCGCUGGUGAUUGUUUCAGUGGAAACGACGCCGUUGGUAGUGAGGGUGACGUGGCUGCAACAUCAGAGUGUGAUGUGGCAUAUUGAGAGGAUGGUAAGGUGGACGGAAGAUCUGGCGACGCGUCGAGGGAAGAAGGCCGUCGAUCCAGCGGUUGGAAGUCCAAGGAUGGAGGUUAAGAAGUUCGAGAAGAGUUACUCUCAGCUGCUGGAGGUCAUGCUGGAGCACGCUCGGAUGGAGGAGACGGUGGUGUUCCCCGUUCUCGACAGGGCCGAUCGAGGAAUAUGCAAAGCUGCAAAUGAAGAACAUGCAAGGGACCUACCCAUCAUGAAUGGCAUCAAAGAAGACAUCAAAUCUAUUGGAGUUAUGGAGUAUGGGAGCGCUACCUACAAGGAGGCAAUGUGCACCCUUGCAAUGCGGCUCAAAUCAUUACAGAAGCAUUGCAAACAACACUUUGAAGACGAAGAGAAAGAUUUGCUGCCAUUGAUAGAAGCAACUGACCUGAACGAGGAACAACAAAAGGUGAUACUGGGUCAAUGUUAUGAUUCAAUGAAGGCUACCCAUUCAAAUUUGUUUGACUUCUUCCUUGAAGGCCUCCUCCCCAAGGAAGCUAUGCAGUACUUGGACAUUUUCAUGAAAUGCAGUGACCAAGAGCAGAUAGCCUCCACUCCUCUAUUCAGAUGAUUGUCAAGUCAUAUAUGUCGAACACAUGCAUUUGUAAAUACUGGUAAUAAAGUGCUUUGGUGCUAAUUUUUCUUUCUUUAAGGCAAAUACAAAUGAUGCAACUAGAUGAUUAGUGUUUGAUUCGCCGUUUGUCAAUCUUGCUGAUGUUGUCAUGUUUUGUGCCUGUUGUGGUCAGAAGAAGAUAUAUCUGACGGCUACAAGAACAGGGAAAUCAAUAAGUCAGAGUUUUUGUCAUAUUGUUUCAAAAUUCAAGGAAAUCUUUUACUGGACCUUCUAUUGUAUUUUAAGACUGUAUAUGUUGAUACAAUGCACAAAAUUUUUCUUUUAAUUUUUUUAUUUGAGUUUAGACUUUUAUCAAUCAAAUUAAAUAAAUUUUGUGUGAUUUU
This is a messenger RNA of Rubroshorea leprosula, 1481 nucleotides long. The record is from the annotation of a GenBank genome assembly. NCBI's taxonomy places the organism in Eukaryota, Viridiplantae, Streptophyta, Magnoliopsida, Malvales, Dipterocarpaceae.